Messenger RNA from Fusarium tjaetaba, 870 nucleotides. RefSeq lists its product as uncharacterized. The record is from RefSeq and is a predicted model, not a curated record. The coding region runs from base 1 to 870 and encodes 289 amino acids. Lineage: Eukaryota; Fungi; Ascomycota; Sordariomycetes; Hypocreales; Nectriaceae. The transcript has a single exon.
AUGCUCUUUUCACUUAGGGCUACUGUUGUAGCUGUCACUUUUCUCUCCUCCGCAGGAUUGGCAGAAAGGUCUGUGGCUACAACAAAGCUCCUUGGAUUCAGAGCAACUCGGCUAGGCCAAAACCACUUCGCCUUAUAUAAUUGGUCGCCUUCAGGCCUAUUGCACGGUCGCCAGUCGCAAUAUACAUGCAACGCUGAUGAGAAGCUUUGCGGUAGCAACACCUGCAUGCAAGCCGACGAUAUAUGCUGCAAUGAUGGUACUGGCACCGCCUGCUAUCCCAACACUGUUUGCAUUCCUGGUGGCUGCUGUCCAGUUGGCGAGAAAUGUAGCGGCAACGGGCCCUCUACUUGCGAGGGGUUAGACAAAUUCUGCGGUCCCUAUUGCAUGCCAUUUGAUGGCACUUGUUGCGACGAAGAUGCAGGAAAGUACUGUCCGGCAGGAACCACGUGUGAUGGAAAUAACAGCUGCACCGUUCCUGGAGGAGGUUCAGGAGGAGGCUCUGGAGGAGGCUCAGGGGGAAGUUCAGGAGGAAGCUCAGGAGGAAGUUCAGGAGGAAGCUCAGGAGGAAGUUCAGGAGGAAGCUCAGGAGGAAGCUCAGGAGGGACUACAAAUGUAUUCUCAUGGCCUUCUUCAAUCUUCGAUCCCGGUACCGACCUACCCACUUACCAGGCUACUGCUCUAGGAACCGGACUGCCACCAGAUGAGACUUCGGACUCGCCUGGUUCCCUUCCUACAGCAAUAGCUGGUGAUAGUAGUAGUGGGUAUAAUGGCGACAAAAGCAGCAACGGUAAUGAGGGCACUGCCAUGAGGCUGAAUCCAGCUGCAGUAGUUGUUACUGUGUCCUUAGCUUUAGCACUUUUAAGCUUUUAG